UCUUCAUCAAACCAUUAACAGCUCAGAAAGAUCCAAACCAGUAGAAACCAAUCGUAAGAAUCUUCGUCACCUUCCCCCUAUAUAAACCUCGACAUAAGAUUCAUUUCUCCCCACUCAUCCUUCCUUCCCACCUACCAGUCUUAAAAAAUGGCCUUCUUCUCUUCAUCUCUGCUUCUCCUCUUCCUCUGCUUCUUCCAAUCUCAAUACGCAUACUCUGUUUCAUUCACACCAGACAAACCUCUCGUCCUCCCCCUCACCCACUCCAUCUCACUCUCGCUCUCCUCCCCCUUUCCCUCCCAAUCCAACCUCCUCAAAUCCUCCUCCCUACGCUCGGCCGCUCGCUUUCAUUCUCACCGCCAGAAAAGGCGGCAGCUUCCCCUCCCCCUCGCCGCCGGCGCUGACUACACUCUCUCCCUCUCCAUCUCCUCCACCACCGUCUCCCUCUACCUCGAUACCGGCAGCGAUCUGUUAUGGUUCCCCUGCUCCCCCUUCCAAUGCAUCCUCUGCGAAAACAAGCCUCUUUCCUCCACACCUCUUCCUCCCCCUCCCUCCUCUCAUCCCCUCCCAUGUUCCUCCCUUCUCUGCUCCGCCGCCCACACCUUCCUCCCCAUCUCCGACCUCUGCGCCGCCGCUCUCUGUCCCCUCGACGACAUUGAAACUUCUUCAUGCUCUCCUUCCUCCCACCCCUGUCCUCUCCUCUACUACGCUUACGGCGAUGGAAGCCUCCUCGCCUCUCUCCGCAGCGGCCAUCUCUCCCUCGUUCCCUCUCUAUCCUUCUCCAACUUCACCUUCGCCUGCGCACACUCCGCUCUUGCCGAACCGCUCGGCGUUGCCGGCUUCGGCCGUGGACCUCUAUCGCUCCCCUCUCAGCUCGCCAAGUUCUCACCUUUCCUCGCCUCCCGAUUCUCCUACUGUCUUAUCUACCACUCCUUCCUCCCACAUCGCCUCCUACGUCCAAGCCCGCUCAUCCUCGGCCGCUCCUCCACCAUUUCCUUCACCUACACUCCUCUGCUUCACACCCACAAAAACUCCUUUUUCUACUCAGUUUCGCUCCUCUCCAUCUCCUUCGGCCGGUUUAUCAUUCCGGCAAGUUCUCAGCUUGUUUCUAGAGGCAUGGUGGUGGACUCCGGCACAACUUUCACGAUGCUUCCCGGCGAGAUGCACCGCCGGUUAGCAGCGGAGUUUAGGCGGCAGAUGGGGAGGCGCGGGUACAUUCGAGCCCACGAAGCAGAGGAGCGAACGGGGCUUGGGCCGUGCUAUGAGUAUGGAAAUGGGAGGAAUGAGAGCAGAGGAGUGCCGGCCAUGGGAUUCCACUUCGCCGGAAACGCAACUGUGUGGCUGCCGACGAGGAACUACUUUUUGGGGUUUGAGAGCGAGGGGCAGCAUGUGGGAUGCUUGAUGGUGAUCAGUAGUGGAGAUGAAGCGGAGGAGGAAGAGGAGGAGAAUGGAGGCGAGCCGGCCGGAACGCUGGGGAAUUUACAGCAGCAGGGGAUGGAAGUGGUGUAUGAUUUGGAGAUGGGAAGAAUCGGGUUUGCACGGCGGCGGUGCGGCGAGCUGUGGGAUUCAGUAUCACGCGGGUGACCGCACGUGUAACCGUUUUUUUUUUUAAGAUUUACGUAAAUAG
This is a messenger RNA of Phalaenopsis equestris, 1624 nucleotides long. RefSeq names its product probable aspartyl protease At4g16563. Gene Ontology annotation, cellular component: plant-type cell wall. The record is from RefSeq and is a predicted model, not a curated record. The coding region runs from base 148 to 1581 and encodes 477 amino acids. Gene Ontology annotation, biological process: proteolysis. The transcript has a single exon. Lineage: Eukaryota; Viridiplantae; Streptophyta; Magnoliopsida; Asparagales; Orchidaceae. Gene Ontology annotation, molecular function: aspartic-type endopeptidase activity.